CCACAUUGACCAAUAAAAUCCGUUUACAACACGUAACGCGUUGUUUGCAGUUGCGUCGCCAUAUUGUAUAUUUAACGCGGGUUUACUGGCGCGUGUAUGGGCUUUCUGUAACAUUUUCUACCGAAUAAAAGCGCGUGGAUUAAAAAUUGUUGUCGAAUUUCACGCGCAAUGGAUCCGGAAAAAUUGAAAGUGGUCGAGUUAAGGACAGAACUUUCACAGCGUGGACUCGAUACGAAAGGCGUCAAGUCAGUGCUCGUUGAAAGACUUCGUAAAGCAUUACAAGAAGAAAAUGCGAGUCAGGAAGACCAAGGGAAAGCAAGCACUAAUGCAGAAAAUGCGUAUGACACAGCCAUUCAAGAGAAUGAUGAAAAAUCGUCAGAAUCUGCAAAAGUACCACAGACGCCAAAAAAAUCUAGUAGAUUAUCUAAAAGUGUAGUACCAGUAACACCACGCGAAACUCCUGGAGCUAAGAAACGGAGAACAUCUAGGGUCUCUUCGUACGCUUCUAGGAAACGAACUUCUCCAAAGAAAUCAGAUCAAAAUGAUGCGUCUCGCGAAUCAUCACCCACAGUAUCAGAACCAGCUUUACAGGAGGAAGCUGUUAUACCAGAAGAAACGAUUGGACAGGAUGAAAUUACCUCACAGGAUGAAAAGUCUGACUCAUUAGAGAGAAUGGAAGUGACAGAAACAAAAGAAUCACUGCCAGAAGUAGAAACCGAAAGUUCAAAUGUAAAAGAAGCUGUUAAAGUCAUAGAUGAAACAAAAAAUAACAAGAUUGAAUCAGAAGUGGAACAAGUAUGUAAAUCAAAAUCACCUGUAAAAAGUAAUACGAAUGAAAAUUUGUCUGUGAAGAAAUCCGAAGAAGACUUAGAUAAUACGGAUCAAGCGGAACAACCAGCAGAGCUUGUUUCGGUAAAAGAGACAUUGGAAAGUACAGAGGCCUUGAAUGAGACCAAACAUAGCGAGGCAGAUGUGGUGAAGAAUGAUGAGUCAGAAUCAGUUAAUGAAGAAGAUAAGAUAGAUCAUGUUAAGGAAGAUACCACUGACAAUGAUAAAAUAAAUCUAGAAGCAGCAAACAGUGCGCAAAUUGUAGAACCUGUUAAUAAUGCUAAGAUCAAUGACAUUCCUGAAACAGAAGCACCAACAGACGAUUUGCUUGACCAAGAACAAAAUGCUGACGAGAAUGAGAAUGACGAAGCGAAACUUGAAGAUAUUUCAAUGGAGGAGCAAAACAUUUUAUCGGAUAACGAGAAAAUACUGGAAGAUGUUAACAACGACAAAGAAGAACAGGAUACAGAAAUGACAGAGAUAAAAGCUGAAGAAGAUGCGGAUAUAGAUUUGAAGGAAGAAAAUAAAAAUGACGAAGAAAUGGAUAGAAAACGAAAAAGAUCCCCUAGUCCUAUGGAUGAUCGCGAAGAAUCACCAGCAUUGGAAGUUAUCGAGAAUGAACCUGAAAUCGACGAUACUGCUUUAGUUUUAUCUUGGUAUGAUUCGGAUUUAAAUCUUGUUAUCGAUAAGGACGGAUUUUUCACUGCUACCCCGAUGCAUAAUGAUGGCUUUUUGCACAUGUGGGCUGGGGCAAGAGCUUCAUAUGGUUUCCUUCGUGGGAAAGUUUAUUACGAAGCGAAAAUAGUGGAUCUCUGUCCCAUUGAUACGGAAAAUGAAGAAUAUCCGCACAUACUUAGAAUUGGUUGGUCUACUCUAUACACGUCGAUGCAAUUAGGGGAAGAGAAGCAUAGUUUCGGAUACAGUAGUACCGGCAAAAAAUUAACGAACAACCAAUACGAAGAGUAUGGACUUCAGUUCGGUAAAGAUGAUGUUAUUGGAUGUUACCUUGAUGCAACAUCCGAAAGCAAUAUCGUGUUAUCAUAUACUGUAAAUGGGAAAGACCAAGGAACUGCAUUUAACGUCAGUAAAGAAGAACUUAGCGACAAACCAUUGUUCCCCCACAUUUUGAGCAAGAACUGCAGCUUCGCUUGUAAUUUCGGCCAAGAGAAACCGUGGGCUGAAGAAGUUCUGGAAGGCUACAUUUCAAUUGGAAAUAUGGAGUCUCAGUAUAAAAUACCUGGUCCACGGAGACCCGACAAAAGGGAAGAAUGCGAAGUAAUAAUGAUGUGCGGAUUACCCGCUUGUGGGAAAACUACUUGGGCAACGAAACAUGCGGCUGAACAACCUCAUAAAAUGUACAAUGUUUUAGGACUUGGUAGUCUAAUCGAUAAGAUAAAAGAUUCAGACUUGUCUUACAAAGAGAACAACAAUGAUCAAUGGGAGAUUCUUAUCGAUAAAUGUACGCGCGCAUUAGACAAAUUACUGGAGAUGGCUCCAACUAGAAGGCGCAACUAUAUACUAGAUCAGGCAAACGUAUAUCCUUCCGCACAAAGACGUAAAAUGAAGACUUUCGGUGGAUACCAGAGGAAAGCGGUAGUAUUGGUGCCAUCCGAAGAAGAAUAUAAAUCGCGUGUUGCUAAGCACAAACCAAUCGAAGGCAAAGAACCUACAGAGUCUAUGUUAAUGGAAAUGAAAGCAAAUUUCAGAGCUCCGGUCAUCGGUGAAUCUUUCGACACAAUUGAUUGGAUCGAGCUCAAUCAAGAGGAGGGUGAGAAACUUAUAGGGAAAUACAAUAAAGAGGCGAAAGAAGCCGGUUAUGGUCUGCAGCAAGCGAGUAAAAGACCGCGACUUGAAUCAAGACCAGAGAACUCCCGAGAAAAUCGUAACGCGCGACACAAUCGUGAUAACCGUGAUGUUCGAGAUUAUCGCGACAGGCGAGGCAAUAAUUAUUCUGAGAGGAAUCGUACUCCUGGCUGGCGGGGUGGUAGCAAUAUGGGCUGGAGAGACAGGCCUCAAAGGGGUGGACACAUGAGACACGGUGGUGGUUAUGGUCCACCAGUAUCGUGGAGAGGAAGAGGAGCACCUAUACCGCUCGUACAUCGUGGAAUGGACAGAAGAGGCGGCAGCAUGGACAGGAGAAUGGGAAACGAUAGAGGUCGACCUUUGGGUUCCCGUCAGGGUGGCUGGGCUCCAAUGGGAAAUUAUUCAGGGUCGCAACAAUCUUGGAACCACCAACCAAGUUGGUCGAGUGGUCAAGGAUGGGGCCAAAAUAACUGGGCAUCAUCGCAGCAAUGGGGAGGAAACUGGAAGAACUACGGUCAACAGAACUCUUAUAAUCAACAGGGUUACGGUAAUGGUAGCUGGAAUAGUUGGAAUCAGCAGCAGUAUUACAGUCAGUAUUGGGGCCAACAACAACAGCAGUCUCAGCAACAGCAACAGCAACAACAACAACAGGGCAGUCAGACUACCGCAAGCGGGGAUCAAACUGUAAACAAACAAUAAUUCACCCUGAUAAAUGUCACAAGGGUGGAAUAGUGAGGCAAACACGGUGGAUAAUGUAAAAACUGCUUUAGCUGGUGAUUCCACGAUAGGAUAUAGUCUCCCUCGAAACAAAAGAAAGAAAAAAAAAAGAAA
Molecule: messenger RNA, 3462 nt
Organism: Nomia melanderi (Alkali bee)
Lineage: Eukaryota; Metazoa; Arthropoda; Insecta; Hymenoptera; Halictidae
Biological process (GO): alternative mRNA splicing, via spliceosome
Cellular component (GO): nucleus
Molecular function (GO): protein binding; RNA binding
Source: RefSeq, a predicted model, not a curated record